This is a messenger RNA of Salvia miltiorrhiza (redroot sage), 3985 nucleotides long. Its product is annotated as K(+) efflux antiporter 2, chloroplastic-like. The transcript has 21 exons. Gene Ontology annotation, molecular function: potassium:proton antiporter activity. The record is from RefSeq and is a predicted model, not a curated record. The coding region runs from base 235 to 3828 and encodes 1197 amino acids. NCBI's taxonomy places the organism in Eukaryota, Viridiplantae, Streptophyta, Magnoliopsida, Lamiales, Lamiaceae. Gene Ontology annotation, biological process: potassium ion transport; proton transmembrane transport. Gene Ontology annotation, cellular component: membrane; chloroplast.
CUAACCCUGCCGUCAAACUAUCCGUUCACGUGAGGCCAAUCUCGUUACCGCGAACUAAACUUCGUUACCGUUUCCGUCAAUGGCUCCUCAACUUUUCUCCCCUAAAAAAUUUCCAACUCCAUUUUCACUCAGCUGGAUGCUUCGGAUAUUGUUAACGGUUGAGCUGAAGCCUGUGAUUUUCUGGUAUCGUGGAGGUUGUAUUGAUGCACAUUUAUUCCUUCUGAAUUAGGAGUCAUGGAGGUUGCAUGUAGCCUAUCAUCUACAAAUGUAAUUUAUGGAGGUGAAAUUGCAAGUUGCAGGGCAGUGGAGUGCUUGAAUUUUUCAGCAAGUUUGGGGCAUCGAGGUUUUCACUAUAAAUCGUUUGGAGAUUCAAGACUUGUCUUGGUAGCAAAUUCACCAAAGAAGUUGAAGAAGAAGAAGAGUUUUUACUGUGCCAGUACUGACAUUCCAAGAGUUUCUAGUGAAGGGAAUUUUCUCUUGUGGAGUUUUAGCUUUAAUAACUCUUCCAUUUAUAACAUCAGUGAUUUCAAAAUUUUGAAGCAUGUGGGACUGUCAUAUUGUCAGGGAAAUGAUUCAGUAGCUUAUAUAAAUGGAAAUAGUGGAGAUGUAGAAAGUAGAAACGAUGACAUUAGCCUUGACUCUAGUGCCUCCAUUGAGCAAUCAGGGGAGGCAAAAGGAGAAUUUGGGUCUCCUAGUUUGGAUGAAUUAAGAGAUUUAUUGCAGAAAGCACUGAAAGAUUUGGAAAUUGCACGACAUAACAGUACAGUAUAUGAGGAAAAAGCCCAGAGGAUAUCAGAAGCUGCAAUAGCUUUGAAUGAUGAGGCUACAAACGCUUGGGUUGACGUAAAUGAUGCCCUCCAGAACAUCCAAGAGAUAAUAAAUGAAGAGGCUAUUGUUCAAGAAGGUGUCCAGAAGGCUGCAUUGGCUCUUUCUUUUGCUGAAGCAAGACUCCAAGUGCUCUUGGAUUCAAUGGAAAUUGAUACAGAAAACAACAGGUUACCUAAUGUAAAAGAAAUCAAUUUUGGAGAUGGUGGAGCUAAAGAAUUUAAUCAAGAGGAAGCACUCUUGGCAGCUCAAGAGGACAUACAAGAGUGCAAAAAUCAUUUAGCAAAUUGUGAGGCUGAGCUAAAAAGGGUUCAAAAUAGAAAAGCUGAGGUGCAAAAGGAAGUAGAUAGGUUGAAUAAGCUAGCAGAACAAGCUCAAGUCAAUGCUUCGAAAGCAGAGGAAGAAGUAGCCAAUAUAAUGCUUUUAGCAGAGCAAGCUGUUGCGUAUGAACUUCUGGCUGCACAGUGUGUUGAUGAUGCUGAGAUUGCACUGCAGAGGGCAGAGAAGAACCUUGCCCUUCCAAAUAUCAAUAUUAUAGAUCCUACGGUUGAGGGAACUAUCUCGACAGAGGUAUCUCAAGUAAUUUCUGCAGAUGGUGCUGUUGAGGGAGACUUGAAUCUUCCACUUGAGGUUGCAGAAGUACUUGAAACAUUUCCAGAUGCCCAGUUGGAGGAACAAAGUUUCCUGGAUGAUAGUGACAAAGAGAAUGGAAAAUUAAGUUUAUCUAAGGAUGCUGAAACUGAGCCUGAGAAACUAAAAACUAUACACAGCAAGGUACAGGAAACGCAGAAAGAAUCAACAAGGGAUGGUUCUCCUUUAAAUGCUCCAAAAGCAUUUAUAAAGAAAUCAUCUCGGUUCUUUUCGGCUUCUUUUUUCUCUUUUGAUGCAGAUGAGGAAGAGUUCUCACCAGCUUCAGUUUUCCGUGGUCUUGUGGAGUCUGCUAGGAAGCAAUGGCUAAAGCUGAUAUUUGGGUCAAUACUUGUUGGAGCAGGAAUUGCCUAUUAUAACCAUCGUGGUGAAAAGAUAGCUCAGUUUUUUCAGCAGCCAGACAUCAGUACCACUAGUAUUGGUGAAGUAUCAACUACUACAAGACCUUUGGUCAGAAAUAUAAGAAAUCUUCCCAAUAAAUUAAAGAAACUAAUGGAGUUGCUUCCUCAUCAAGAGAUAAAUGAGGAGGAAGCUUCCCUGUUUGAUAUGUUAUGGUUGCUACUUGCAAGUGUUAUAUUUGUGCCUAUUUUCCAAAAAAUUCCUGGAGGCAGCCCUGUUCUUGGAUAUUUGGCUGCUGGGAUCUUAAUUGGACCUUAUGGUCUCUCAAUUAUACGUAAUGUUCAUGAAACUAAGGCAAUAGCAGAAUUUGGAGUUGUCUUCUUACUGUUUAAUAUCGGCCUUGAGCUCUCUGUUGAGAGACUAAGUUCCAUGAAGAAAUAUGUUUUCGGAUUGGGUUCCGCUCAGGUCUUGGUGACAGCUGUGGCUGUUGGCUUACUUGCUCGUUAUGCUUCUGGGCUGCCUGGUCCGGCUGCAAUUGUCAUUGGCAAUGGCCUUGCUUUGUCUUCGACUGCUGUAGUCCUUCAGGUAUUGCAGGAACGUGGGGAGAGCACAUCACGCCAUGGGCGUGCAACAUUUUCUGUAUUACUCUUCCAGGAUUUGGCUGUGGUGGUUUUGCUUAUAUUGAUACCCCUUAUUUCACCGACAUCAUCCAAAGGAGGGGUUGGUUUCCAGGCCAUUGCAGAAGCUCUUGGGGUGGCUGCUGUUAAGGCAGUUGUUGCCAUCUCUGUCAUAAUAGCUGGAGGACGCCUGCUGCUUCGCCCAAUCUAUAAACAAAUUGCGGAGAAUCAAAAUGCAGAAAUAUUUUCGGCAAAUACUCUUUUCGUUAUCUUGGGGACUAGUCUUCUAACUGCCAGGGCUGGUCUUUCCAUGGCUUUAGGAGCAUUCUUAGCAGGCUUGCUACUAGCAGAAACAGAAUUCUCUUUGCAGGUUGAAUCUGAUAUUGCUCCAUACCGCGGACUUCUCUUAGGUCUCUUCUUCAUGACGGUCGGAAUGUCCAUUGAUCCAAAACUUCUACUAUCGAACUUCCCGGUUAUUACAGGAACAUUAGCUCUUCUAAUUGCUGGGAAAACCAUCGUGGUUGCAAUUAUUGGUAAACUUUUUGGCCUCUCAAUCGUAUCAGCAGUAAGAGUUGGUCUCCUACUAGCACCUGGUGGAGAAUUUGCAUUUGUAGCUUUUGGUGAAGCUGUCAAUCAGGGUAUAAUGUCUUCACAGUUGUCGUCUUUGCUGUUUCUCGUGGUUGGGAUAUCAAUGGCCUUAACUCCUUGGUUAGCUGCCGGAGGCCAAUUUAUAGCCUCUCGCUUUGAGCAGCAUGAUGUUCGAAGUCUAUUGCCUGUGGAAAGUGAGACCGAUGACUUGCAAGAUCACAUUAUUUUAUGCGGUUUUGGACGUGUUGGCGAGAUUAUUGCCCAGCUUCUUUCUGAAAGGUUGAUUCCAUUUGUUGCACUUGAUGUCAAUAGCGAUCGAGUUGCAUAUGGACGCGCACUUGACCUUCCUGUUUACUUUGGUGAUGCCGGUAGCCGUGAGGUCCUCCAUAAAAUUGGUGCUGAAAGAGCAUGUGCUGCAGCGAUAACCUUAGAUAGCCCAGGAGCAAAUUAUAGAACUGUUUGGGCUUUGAGCAAGUAUUUUCCCAAUGUGAAAACAUUUGUCCGUGCUCACGAUGUCGAUCAUGGAGUCAACUUGGAAAAAGCUGGUGCAACGGCGGUUGUGCCUGAGACGUUGGAACCCAGUUUGCAGUUAGCAGCUGCUGUCCUUGCACAAGCAAAGUUGCCCGCCUCAGAGAUAGCAGCUACGAUUAACGAGUUUAGAUCCCACCACCUCUCCGAGCUAACAGAGCUUUGUGAAACCAGUGGAAGCUCUCUUGGUUAUGGAUAUUCCAAAACGAAGAGUAAACCUAAAUCUCAGCCCUCUGACUCUUCAGAUGAAAACCAAAUCCCUGAAGGGUCGCUGCCGGUAUGAUCAGAGGAGGGGUUUCUUAUGUUCCCUCCCAUAGGUAAAAAUAGCAUUUGCAGAUUAAUUCUUUACCCAUCAUCUGUAAUAAUACUCAUGAAAAAUAUUGAAAAUACAAAAUUUGGUGACUCUUGAAUGGAAUUCAUAGCUAUGAGAGCUUGGGAAA